ACCAUUAAAUCAAUAUAUUGGUGUUGAUAAAUGUUUAAAAGAUUUUUUUUUGUAGAAAUUCCAUGGUUUUAAAGAAAGUUUAAAUGAAAAUGGGUCAAAACAUGACGAAUAAUAGAAUUGAUUAUAAAGUUAAGUGAUUAAUAUAAAUGGGAGAAAAGAAAAUCUGUAAUAAUAUGAAUAAAAAGGUGAUUGUCGGUGGUGUAGCAUUGAUUUGUUAUGCAAAUACAUUGUUUGGAAGCUUUGUAUUUGAUGAUACUGAAGCUAUUGUAAAAAACAAAGAUGUUAAUCCAAAAUCGUCGUUAAUAGAUGUGUUUAAAAAUGAUUUUUGGGGUGGAGAUAUCUCGAAAAAUACGAGUCAUAAAUCGUAUAGGCCUUUAACGAUACUUACUUAUAGAUUUAAUGCGUUAUUAAGUGAUUUUAACCCGAUGGGAUUCCAUGCUACAAAUAUAUUAUUAUACGUUAUACUCUGUAUCUUGCUCAUUCCACUGAUACAAUUAUUUAUUUUUGAGAAACAUUUAAAAAACGAAAUAAGUUUUUUAUCCACAUUGUUGUUUACGGUGCAUCCGGUUCAUACAGAAACCGUGGCAGCUCUUGUAGGUCGCGCAGAUUUACUUUGCUCAAUUUUUAGUUUAAUCACAAUUUUAUUGUACAAAAAAACAAUUCAAAAAGAUUCUGUGAUAUUACUUUUGGUGAUAAGUUUUAUUGUUUUCUUAGCAGUAUUAACGAAAGAAACUGCCAUUAUGGUUUUGGGGUUAUGUAGUGUUUAUGAUAUUUUUUAUACAAGAAUUUUUAAAAAUGGGGUUACUAAACGAUUCUUUUUCCGAUUUUUUUGGUUGUUAUUAACUGGAGUUGGAAUCAUGUAUUUCAGAUUAUGGAUUAUGAAUUUUGAGAGACCUAUUUUUGCUCCAGUUGAUAAUCCAGCGAGUUUUUCGAAUUGUAUUUUUACAAAGGUGUUCACAUAUAAUUACAUUUAUUUAAUAAAUUUGUUAUUAUUGAUAUGGCCCCAAUGGUUAUGUUUUGAUUGGUCAAUGGGAUGUAUCCCGCUCAUAGAAGAACCAUACGAUUACCGAGCAUUAUUUGUAAUAACAUUUUGGAUUUUAAUCGGAAUCUUUGUAUACUUACUCUACUUCAAUUCAAACAUUUCAAAAUCUUCGAAUUUCCUUGCAAUAUUUUUGCUCAUUUUGCCAUUUAUCCCAGCAUCGAAUGUUUUCUUUAAAGUGGGAUUUGUAAUCGCAGAACGCACGUUGUUACUUCCCAGCGUUGGAUAUUGCGUAUUAAUAUCAUUGGGGUUUAAAAAAAUAACAUGCAAAUUCAAAGAUAACAGAAAAAGAAAACUUUUAUACAAAUAUUUUUAUGGAAUUUGUGUAAUUUUCGGGAUACAAACGAUCCUUAGAAAUCAGCAGUGGUUAAACGAAAAAUCCUUAUUUGUAUCUGCGUUACAAGUUUGUCCAUUAAACGCUAAAGUACACUACAACAUAGCUAAAAUAGCCGCCGAUGAAGAUGAUAAAGAUUUAGCUUUAUUUGAAUAUCGAAAAGCAAUUGAAUUAAAUCCGUUUUAUGAGCAAGCAAUGAAUAAUUUAGCGAAUUUAUUAAGGGAAAAUCAAAAAUAUAAAGAAGCGGAAGUAUUAUUAAGAAAGGCGGUUAAUAUCAGGCCGAAUUUUGCAGCCGCUUGGAUGAACUUAGGAAUCGUUUUAACAAACUUAAAUCAAGCCAAAGAAGCGGAAUCUUGUUAUUUAAAAGCAAUACAACACAGAAAUAAAUACCCCGACUGUUAUUAUAACUUAGGAAAUUUAUAUCUCGAUCAACACAAACCGGAAGAAGCUUUAAACGCGUGGAAACAAGCCGUUUAUUAUAAACCAACACAUACCUCAGCUUGGAGUAACACUUUAGUGUUAUUGGAUAGUUUACAACAAUACGAAAAAGUAAUUGAUUUGGGAAACACAGCCUUAAUGUACAACCCAAAAUCGCCAGCUUUACAUUUUAGCAUUGCAAAUACCUUGGGGAAAAUGAGACAAUUUGAGAAGGCGGAAAAACAUUUUUUGGAAGCGAUUAAUUUUAAUCCUUACAGUGGGUUGUAUCACUCGAAUUUGGGAGUUUUGUAUCAUCGAUGGGGGAAAUUAGAAAAAGCCAGGGAUAUGUAUAAGAAGGCGAUUCAACUCGAUCCGAAUCUGAAAAGUGCUGAAAAUAAUUUAAGAACACUUUUGUAUAAAUCAAAUAAUAAAAUUAAUUAAAACCGA
Messenger RNA from Onthophagus taurus, 2237 nucleotides. RefSeq names its product Transmembrane O-mannosyltransferase targeting cadherins 4 (gene Tmtc4). Gene Ontology annotation, cellular component: endoplasmic reticulum. The record is from RefSeq and is a predicted model, not a curated record. Gene Ontology annotation, molecular function: mannosyltransferase activity; protein binding. Gene Ontology annotation, biological process: protein O-linked glycosylation via mannose; endoplasmic reticulum unfolded protein response. Lineage: Eukaryota; Metazoa; Arthropoda; Insecta; Coleoptera; Scarabaeidae.